Molecule: messenger RNA, 3684 nt
Organism: Schizosaccharomyces cryophilus OY26
Lineage: Eukaryota; Fungi; Ascomycota; Schizosaccharomycetes; Schizosaccharomycetales; Schizosaccharomycetaceae
Product: G10 protein
Exons: 4
Coding region: 171-611 (146 amino acids)
Biological process (GO): mRNA splicing, via spliceosome
Cellular component (GO): spliceosomal complex; nucleus
Source: RefSeq, a predicted model, not a curated record
CGAAUAUAGAAGUGUCGUACCUAAAAUCCUCUUCGUUGUACUGAUUUUUUCAUUAUAAACCUCUUCAUUUCUCUCUUUGUUUUUUUUUUUAUAUAUAUAAUUUUGAUAAUUAUAGGGACAUCUAAAACUAAUUAUUCCUGGAUUCAUUAGAAGCAGAAGAAAUUUUUGCAAUGCCACGUAUAAGAACAUCACGGACAAAACGUCCUCCAGAAGGAUUCGAAGAGAUUGAACCAACGCUACUAGAAUUCCAAGAGAGGAUGAGAGAAGCUGAAAAUACAACCGGGAAAGGCUCAAAAUCUGAGUCUUUGGCUCCUAUUUUUCAACUCCACCAUCAACGCAGUCGCUAUGUUUACGAUCUUUAUUACAAACGAGAGGCCAUUUCUACGGAGCUUUACAACUGGCUACUGAAACAAAAUUAUGCUGAUGCUAACUUGAUUGCCAAAUGGAAGAAGGCUGGUUAUGAAAAGCUCUGUUGUCUUCGUUGUAUACAAACAACAGAAUCUAAAUUUGGUUCUACUUGCAUAUGUAGAGUUCCUAAAGCCAAGCUUGGCAAGGACGCUCCUAGUACUUGUGUACAUUGUGGUUGUCGAGGUUGUGCUAGUGGUGAUUAACCAUGUCGGGAAACUCAAUCAAAAAUGAAAACGUUGUUAUGAUGACACUCUCAGGUUCAUAAAAUUACCAUUUAAAAUGCUAUCUAGUGUUUAUAGAGAAAUUUCGAUAAAAGAACGUCAGUGUACAUAGAAAUUAUGCCUCGUGAAGGUUUCGUAGAAGAAAGCCCCUAUAUAGUUAUUUCACAUUCCCUUUUUUGCUUGCAACCAUGAGUUUGCUUCAAUAUCAGAAGCAUGACUCGUUAGUAUUUGCUGAAACUUUUGCAGCAUUUCGUUUUUUGGCAUAUUCUUUCCUACCUCAUUUUGCCAUUCUAGCAUAAUUUUUCGAAUUAUGGCAAUACCCUCUUUCUUUGCCUGUCCUUCACCAUUUUCCAUUGGUUGAGCUUCAUCUUCUGCUUCCAACUCCAUCGCUUUCGCUUGUGCCAUUUCUAUGAUUUUGGCUGGGAAAUGCGCCAGUUCCGCUACAUGUAUACCAAAGCUUCUAUCACUCGCUCCUCCGCGAACAUUAUAUAACAGUGCAACAUCGCGAGCAUUAGUAUCUCCUACAUGGGCUGUCACAUGUAAGUUUUUCACUGUUGGAAUUUCUUCCGACAUUCGAGUCAUUUCGUGAUAAUGCGUAGCAAAAAGACAAAAGCAAUUUAUCUUUCUCACAAUGUGCUCAGUGAUAGCCCAUGCCAGGCCAAAACCAUCCGUAGUGCUAGUACCCCUUCCUAAUUCAUCAAUUAUAAUAAGAGAACGCGGAGUUGCGGACCUCAGAAUCGUGGCAGUUUCCAGCAUUUCUGCCAUAAAAGUGGAGACGCCUUUCAAUUGAGAAUCUCCAGCUCCAACACGGGCGAGAAUAGCAUCUACAACGUCAAUAGUAGCUGAGUCGCAAGGAACGAAACAACCAAUUUGAGCCAUAACUGUGAUAACACCAGCUUGUCGAAUGUAAGUUGACUUUCCUCCCAUGUUUGGUCCAGUAAUUAUAAGCAUCUCUGAUUCUUUCUGUUUAAGUAAAAUGUCAUUGGGAAUAAAAUUAACAUCAUCCUGUGCUUCCAAACAAGGAUGUCUUGCUUGCUUCAGCUCGAUACAAGCGCAAUGGGAAGAGCGCAAAUGGGAUCGCAAUUCAUUAAUAUCAGGGUUUUCUUCCAAGCCUACGACAUCAAUCAUUUUUUCUUGGUUAUCAGUAGCAGUAUCCACUUCCAACCUUGGAUCCAGUAUUGUUGGACACACAUAUGCGGUAACCGCAAGCGUACUUGCAAGAGCAAAACUCGUUAUAACAUCCAAAUGUGAUACAAUCUGACCAACUGCCUCCAAAGGAGGACUGUAUGUUGCAGCAAUUUUGAUGACUUCUCGAGCUAGGCCAUUCUGAUGAUAUCUAUAACUUUUUUGAUAGUCCAUAUAUGUACUAUUGAGGUUAUGAAGACGCUUGGUAGUAAAGUAUACUCCAUUUUUUUGAGUUGAUAAUUCUGAAUAACGGGAACUACGUCCCCGUAAACAACCAGCUUCUGCUCUUGUGAGACGCAAACACCAUCCAUAUAAAUGAUGCUGCUCAAGAUGCAAUUUUUUCUCGGUAUCCUGUUGAAGAUCAACACCCGCUUGCUUAUGUUCGUCAAAGAUUGAAUUUUCAAGUUCCUCGAGCCUUUGCCGUAAAUCCAAUAAUUCUUCAUCAAAUUCGGCACGAAUAAUAUAUUUAUGAGCAUCAAGUGCCUCUAAAUCAAUAGUGGUUUCCACCAGCUCAAUAAGUUUUGUUAGAUUUUUACAGUGGGUAGAUAGUGGCGUCGUGUAGACUUGAUCGAUUAACUGUUUGUGUACACUCUUUAAGGAAUCUAAAGCAGUGACAAUAUUCGGAAGAGCUUUGGCCAUUUGAUAAAUACGAACAACAUCUUCCAAACUUGAAGACCCACGGAUAAGGCGUCGGCAAAGUCUAGGAACAUCAGGGAUGGAUCGGAGAAGGUGAUCAUCGUCUAACAAAAGCUGACGAACUUCUGGGUCCUCAAUAAAAGCAGAUACUAACUUGUGUCUCCUCGUAAUCGCCUUUGGGUCUAAGAGAGGCUGAACGAUCCAUCGUCGGAGUUGUCUCGCACCCAUGGGAGUUCUACAAUGGUUCAACAAACCAUACAAGCUCAUCGUACGAUGCGCAUUUCCAUUUGCUGGGGGUAACAAGUUUAAUGCACGUACAGCCGCUACAUCGAGACGCAUAUACUGUUCCAAAUUAUGUUGAUAUAGAUGAAACUUUCGUGAAAGAUCCUUCUGUAACUCAACAUCAUCCGAAGGGAUUGGGUCGACCAGGUUUGGUCCUAAAUACCGAAGUACUGCAUUACAUGAGCCCAUAGCAAGCUGAAGACUUAACUCUGGAAUAAGUGCAUGUGUGACGGGGGUAUCCAAAACCUUUGCAAGCUCUAAUUCAACGUCUUUGGGGGAGAAGUAUGAACUUCGUAUUCCGGUAACCAACGCACCACAACCUUCGAUAAUAUUUCUGAGGCGAUUUAAUUCAGCACUAGUAAUCGAUGUACCCGUUGCGGUAUUUUCUCCGUCUUGCUGAGAGAUAAGACAUUCUUUGGCACCGGUUUGGACGAGAAGCGCUUCAAAAUUUGUGUAAGAAUCCGAGUCAACGAACUCAGAGACACCUAUUUUCCUUGUAAAAGGGUCUAUAAAAGUUACGCCAACGAUACGUUGAUCUUGUUUUACACGCGUUGUUACCGCUAGCAAUAUAGAGCCUGCAGAGUUAUCUACAUUAACGGUAGGAUCUUUUGUUGUAUCACUGUUCAUUAAUAGAUCCUCAAUCAUUUGCAUGUUACCAGGACUUGCUUGAUUUAGCAAAUCAAACCCCGUCUUGCUUUUGUUGGAGCCCCAAAUUUCGACUCGUUUCGCAUAGUUUGAUAAAACUUCUUCAGCGAACUUUAUGAACAACGAAGGAAACAUAGUACAGAAAGAGAGAUUUGAUUGAUUGUGAUAUUUCAGGACUGAAGUCGUAUGGUAUGCAUUUUGAGCAACAAAUGAAGCGUCUUCUCCAAUGGCCACAUAUGUUUCCUAAAAAUAGGUUUAGUAUAAGUACAAUGUAUUUUAAAGCAAUGAAAAGAAAAACGAGCAUAAG